Cyprinus carpio (common carp) is the source of this 1371-nucleotide messenger RNA. RefSeq names its product extensin-like. Bases 1 to 1371 code for a protein of 456 amino acids. NCBI's taxonomy places the organism in Eukaryota, Metazoa, Chordata, Actinopteri, Cypriniformes, Cyprinidae. The record is from RefSeq and is a predicted model, not a curated record. The transcript has 4 exons.
AUGAGCCACAUCCUGCCUGCUCUCCCUUUAGCCCUCUGCCUUCAUCCUCAGCCCAGCAUAGCCCAUAGUCCCCCUUUACCCAUCAGUCUGUCACCUUUAGCCCAUAGCCCGGCGUCCAUCACCCAUCAGCCCCUCAGCCUCAGCCCCUCAUCCAUCAGCCAAUCAGUCCACCUUCAGCCCUCAGCCCAAAAGGCCCCUCAGUCUGUCAGUCCUUCAGCCCUACCCAUCAGUCCUUUAGCCAUUGCCCAUCGUCCUUCAGGCCCUCGUCCUCAGCCCCUAAACGUCAGUCCUUCACCCCCAUCCCCAGUCCUUCACCCCCCAGCCCAUCAGCCUUCAGCCCCAGUCCUUAGUCCUUCAUCCCAGGCCCUCAGUCCAUCCCCAUCAGUCCAUCGCCCUACCCUCUCCAUCAGUCCUUCAGCCCAUCGUUUUCAGUCCCGCCCCGUCCAUCACCCGCGCCCUCAGUCCCCAGCCCAUCAGCCAUCACCCUUCCCCAUAGUCCAUCGUCCUUCACCCCCCAGCCCUCGUCCUUCACCCAUCAGUCUGUCAGCCCAUCAUCCAUCACCCUUUCACCCCAGCCCAUCAUCCCCCAUCAGCCUUCCGUCCUUCGGGCAUAGUCCACACCCAUCGCCGUCAGCCCAGCCCUCCCAUCAGCCCUUCAGCCCAUCUCUGUCAGCCUUUCAGCCCCACCCAUCAUCCCAGCCCAUCCCACAGCCAUCAGCCCGCACCCCAUCAGUCCUUCAGCCCAUCGUCCAUCAGCCCUCAGUCCCCCCAUCACCCCAUCGUCCUUACCCCGUCCCCUCGUCCUUACCCUCAGCUUUCAGCCCAUCACCAUCAGCCCAUCAUCCUUCAGCCCAAGUCCAUCACCCAUCAGUCCUCAGCCCUUUAGCCUUUUCCAUCACCCUCAGUCCUUCCCCCCAUCAGUCCUUCAGUCCUCAGCCCACAGUCCACACCCUUCCCCCAUCACCCUUUCAGUCCUCACCCAUCAGUCUGUCGCCUUCCCCCCCCAGCCCAUCGCCCUUUCACCCUCAGCCCAUCACCCCUUUCCCCCAUCAUCCUCAGUCCAUUAGCCCAUCACCAUCACCCUUCGUUGUCACCCCGCCGCCCAUCAGUCCAUGCCCUUCACCCCAUCACCCAUCAGCCUUCACCCCGUCAGCCCGCAGCCCAUUAGUCCGUCAGCCCUUCAGCCCAUCAGUCCUCAUCCUACCAUCAGUCCACACCCAUCAGCCCAAGGGCCCAUCGCCUCACCCCUUUCCUGUCACCCCGUCAGCCCUUUAUCCGCAGUCCUUCAGCCCCAGCCCAUCAUCCUGGGGCCUCACCCCAUCACCCAAGCCCAUCAGUCCUCAUUUUAUCAGCCCCAUCAUCGUCAAAUAA